Molecule: messenger RNA, 1582 nt
Organism: Harmonia axyridis
Lineage: Eukaryota; Metazoa; Arthropoda; Insecta; Coleoptera; Coccinellidae
Product: matrilysin-like
Exons: 10
Coding region: 191-1582 (463 amino acids)
Biological process (GO): extracellular matrix organization; collagen catabolic process; proteolysis
Cellular component (GO): extracellular matrix
Molecular function (GO): zinc ion binding; metalloendopeptidase activity
Source: RefSeq, a predicted model, not a curated record
UAUUGUGUCGAAAAGGAGGAGAGGAACGAGCGCGCAAAAAUGCGCACCUUAGUUAUAUUUCUCAAUGGGCGAUUCCCUUUAUCUUUUGAAUUACCGAAAUAAUUUUGGGUUCUACACCAAUUACAUCAUAUAAACCAUAACUCCACUUGUAUCUAAACUUCUUUCCAUUCGCUACAAGAGAACAAGUAAAAUGUUGUUAUUCUAUUUUUUGUGUGUGAUUCAUAUCUGCUGGAGCUUACCAGUGCAAAGAAAAGCCAUUCUACGCUACGAAAACGCUUUGAAUUUUAUGAAACAAUAUGGAUACCUCAAAGAGGACAAGGGAAAUUUUUCUAGUUAUACAAACAGAGAAGAGCUUAGUGAAACUAUAAAAACUGUACAAAGAUUUGGAGCACUCAAAGAAACAGGUAGAUUGGAUGAUGCUACUAUGAAGCUGAUGUCUACACCUAGAUGCGGCAAUGCUGAUGUUCUGAAUGGAAAAAGACACAAGAGAUAUAUUUUAGUAAAAGGAUGGAAUAAAAGACAUAUUACCUACCAUGUGAAAAAUUGGCCUACGAAACUUGGUUCAAAAACAGUGGAUGCCCUCAUUAAUAAAGCCUUAAAGACUUGGGGAGAUUAUGGUAACCUGAAAUUUAGAAGAAAAUCAACUGAAGAUGCUGACAUCAUAGUUUCGUUCAACCAAGGUGAUCAUUAUGAUGGAUUCCCUUUUGAUGGUCGUGGAUAUGUAUUGGCUCAUGCCUUUUUUCCAUUACCUGGUUCAUCUUUAGCUGGGCACAUUCAUUUCGACGCUGAUGAGAAAUGGGUUAAAAGCACACCCAAUCAAAUAUCAUAUGGCGGCACUGACUUCUUCUCUGUAGCGUUACACGAAUUAGGUCAUUCUCUAGGGUUGGGACAUUCAACAGAUGAAAGAUCUAUAAUGUUCGCCUACUACAAAGAAAGUGACGAAAACAUUCGACUCAGCCAAGACGAUAUUUACGCCAUGUACAAAUUGUAUAUCCAAAGGCCAAUUGUCGAAACCACAAAAGCAACAACGACUAAACCUCAGACGACAACAAGACCAACAAACUCAACACCUCCAACGAACACCACUCCAAGGUCGCCAAAAUUCAUACCGAUUCCGAAUUUUACUCAGAAAAGAACUACCCAAGAAUCAACAACUACCACACCAUCAACCAAAAAACCUCCCAUUUGGAAAGGCCGCAAAUUGAAGUCAAAACCGGAUAUUUGCCAAGUGAAAUUUGAUGCUGUCGCCAAAAUAUGUGGGAAAAUCUUUAUAUUCAAGGAUGAAUACAUUUGGCGUCUUCAAGAUCAUAAUCAGUCGCUUCCGAAUAAUCCAGUGCCACUCAGGCAAAUAUAUCCUAAUCUUCCUGGGACUAUAAGAAAAAUCGACGCUGCCUACCAGAAGGGAGAUGGAAAUGUGAUACUUUUUACUGGUGAUGUUUAUUGGGAAUAUGAUGGUCUGAACUUCACGAGAAAUAGUCCUAGGUCUGUGAAGGAUUAUGGAAUUCCUGAGGGUAGUGGAGGUGUAGAUGCGGUUCUAACAUCAGAAGUGAAUGGUCUGUCUGGGUGUCCGCAAACCUUGUAA